CAUGAUGGGAUGUUUUCGGGAUUUCUCAAAGUCAUGUAAUAAUGACACGAUCCUAGGUCUUGAUCAUUCGCCCUUGUUUCAGCUGAUAUGAUUAUCUAUUUUCUUUUAUUUUAUUCUCUGUUCUUUUUCCUUGAUCCUUCUUUUUUCCUUUCCGAUUUGUUGUUUUGGUUAUCUUCGAUGGUUGUCUGUUUUCCCUCCCAAAGCUGCAAUCGUCGCUUUCUCUCCUCUCCGACUCUUCCUUUGGUUCACGAUCUCUUUCGUCGGGCAAAGAUUCCCCUGACUUGCGCCCUGUCAUUACUACCAUUGUCGGCACGUUGAAAAGUUUUCUCACAUGUUUUGUUGCCCUUUGUUUUCCUAACUUCGAUGCG
This is a messenger RNA of Aspergillus steynii IBT 23096, 368 nucleotides long. RefSeq lists its product as uncharacterized. The record is from RefSeq and is a predicted model, not a curated record. The transcript has a single exon. NCBI's taxonomy places the organism in Eukaryota, Fungi, Ascomycota, Eurotiomycetes, Eurotiales, Aspergillaceae. Bases 88 to 318 code for a protein of 76 amino acids.